Coffea eugenioides is the source of this 3144-nucleotide messenger RNA. RefSeq names its product meiosis-specific protein ASY3. The transcript has 11 exons. The record is from RefSeq and is a predicted model, not a curated record. Gene Ontology annotation, biological process: meiotic cell cycle. The coding region runs from base 240 to 2729 and encodes 829 amino acids. Lineage: Eukaryota; Viridiplantae; Streptophyta; Magnoliopsida; Gentianales; Rubiaceae.
GAACCGGAAAAUGCAGCCACAUUUUGAUAGUAUAGGCGACGAAGUUGCAUAAUAAACUCUGCAUCUAUCACAAAAAAAAAAAAAACCCUAGCAGUACUCGUUACGGAGCCCGACUAUGUUGUUCUGAAUUUCCGGUCGGAAUUACAACUACUCUCAUCCUCGACGACAGCGCUAGUAACUCACUCCCUUUCUCUCGCUCCGUGUUCCGACCCUAUUUGUCCUCUGAAAGUCUUUUGACGAUGGAUUUAAGCCAACAGCCUAAUUUCUCUGAUGGCCAAGCAAGGGAAUCCAGAAGUUUUCACAGCCUGUCUGGCCAACCCCGGAAAAUUUCCAUAGGAAUCCUGGCGGAUUCCUUUUGCCAGAAUUCUGGACCCAAAGAUGUCAAUGCCAAGGACUCCCAUGUUCUAGUUGAUGAAAAUGUUACUCCUAGCAAAGCAAAUUCUGCUCAAGAUGGAAAAUGGACGGACAGAGUUCUUUAUGCUGCUAAUCAAGGGAAACAAACAGAGGAGCUAGUCCAGGAGACUUCCCCUUGGUUAUCUCCUAAAUCUUUCAACCAAAAGUUACCAACACCAGAGCAAGUUCGUGGUGCAGAAGUCACUUGCAUUUUGCCAGCCACCGGGCCUGUCACUGAAACACACCAUGUACUCCAUCUACCAAGGCCACCACCAGCAAAUUUUUCUGCGCACUAUUUUGAAAAUCACAUGUCAGGUCUGGAAUCUAGUAACGGUUCACAGAGGAAGUUCGAUGGGGACAUGCCUGGAAUGAGGGACAUAACUGGAGAAGGCUUUGAGAAACUCUCUUUUACCACCAUACAGAAAGUUGCAACAGAAAAGGAUGUGGGAGGGUAUGAAGCUACAAAGGAAGAAACAAGGGGCAGUGAAACUUUAAGAAUGAAGCUCUGGGAGAUCCUAGGAACCAUUUCAUCCCCAAAUGAACAACAUCCCAAUGAUUGUGACCUUGGGAUGGAGGCCAAAAACAUGAAAUUAGUGCAAAAGAGUGAUGCAGAGUGUAAGCCUGUUGUGAAGCCCACACAAAAUUCGGACACAAUAGAAAGUGAUUCUGAGGGUCAUGGUCGUCCUGUUAGGAGACCGAGGAAACGCUCUUUGAUCAGGAAUGGAGCUUCCAAUAAAUUAAAAGCAGCCAAGUCAAAUGAUGCACAGUUGACUCGUUAUAUGAAGGACAACCAAGAAAAGUAUGCCUGCUUUGAAGAGGUGCUCUCCAGAAGACAACAUUACAGUGCCACUGGAGGUACGUUAGCAGUCAUGAGAAAGAAGAGUGAAAAGUGGAGCACUGGAAUCAAGUCAAGCAUGAUGCGCUUCAAUGAACAUGAAAAUCCAGGACAUGAUGAGAAGGUUAACAAUAGGGGCGAAAGAAGACCUGCACUUCAGAAUUCAAUGAUGCACGGAGAUGAAGUAGGAGAUAAGAAUGAAACAUAUAAGAGGAUUAAAAAAGAUUCUACUGAGCCAAAGAAAGUUUCCCUUGAGAUAAGUUCUCAGAAGGUUCAUGUUGAAGGGGUGUCUGAGCACCCGAGGAAUGACAUUGACGGUCCAAAAUUACAAAAAGAUGUGGAUUUGCAGCAAGAUGUUGGUUAUGCAUUGCUCAAAAGUACAUCAGAGCAAAAGUUUGACAUCCCCUGUCCUGCACUUGGAGAGAAGACACCCAGAGAAAUAUUUCCCGAUUUGUCACCAAGUGAGAUGAGAAUACAUGCCACAAGAUCCACUCCUGGCUCCCCACCAGAAACCAAACCGGGGGAAGCAGAUGAUGACAGUCCUCCAAAGCUUGUGUCGAAUACGGAGGGAAUUCGACGCUUCAAGAGCUUUUUGGCCUCAAAGUUAACUUGUGACAAGUCAGAUUCCAAGUCAAAUUCUUCUGAUGGCCCAGGAGGAUUAGAAGAUUUUUCCUACAUGAAACCCAGGCCUAUUGUGGAAGACCCAGGAAGUAGGCUGUCUAGCUCGUCAUCGGAGGGCAGUGAUUCAGAGACCUUGAAAGAGGAUUCCCUCCCUAGCGCACAGAGCAAGAGUCCGGGUGAAUCAGAACUUUUUCCAGAAGUUGGUACUGUAAAGAAACCGGAUUUUGUGCUUCAUCUGAACAAAAAGCAUCAGUAUCAGGAAACCAUUGAAGUUUCUGGAUUUUCUCCCACCUCAUUCUCUCGAAAAGGAAUUGAAGACUAUGGAAAUGUUCAGCAACAUUUGGAGUUGCAUCAAGGGGAUGGACUUGCUAGUGCUGUUACUCUAUUUGCCUUGGCUUUAGAAAGAGUUAAAAUCAGAAUGAAGUCGGUGAUCAGGAAAAGAUCUGCUGAAAUUCUAACCUCUGUUGCUGAAGGAAUACAUAUGCAAUUGCAGACCGCUGAAUCUCAGAUUCAAGCUGAUAUGGGAAAACUGACUAGUCUCACUAAAUCAAAGAGAAAACAUCUGGAGAUGAGAUUUCAAGAACUACAAGGACAGUUGAAUGUCAUAUAUGCGAAGUUCAAGGAAGAGGUUCAUCAGCAUCUUCAAGAUUGCAGAGACACAGUUGAGUGUCUGGAUGCAAACCACAUGGAGCUUAGAGGGAUAGUGGAAAAACAAAGUGCAUCUCAUAGAAAGCUUCUUUUGCAAGCUGAAGAAGAAAUUGAGACUCAUCUGACUGAUGCUGGGAGGAGAAUAAUGAAGGUCCAUAAUUUGGCAAGGGAACAGAUGCUUCAGUUGAAAAAUGCAGUAGUUGACUGUUUGAAUGAAGGUAACCUUGGUUGACAUGAUUGCAAUUUAUGUUGGAGGAUGCAACGUCCAUGAUCAGGAAGAAUUUCUUGUCUGCUCAGAAUUUGUUUACGUCUUCCUGCCUGUGUAUAGCUUUAGAUUUUCAUCAGCAUUUUUACUACUUCCGUUCCAGAAGUAUUGUGACAAGUAUAUCUCGAUUGGAGCGAUUGUUGUUGAAAGUGCAGAUAUGAGUUUGCAAUUUAGAGGUUAAUUCCACUCAAGUUGGGGUAAGCUUCUCAAGGUUUUGUUCGCCGACGCCCCUAGAUCUUCCUUCUUGAGGUCACCAAUGUAUCCUCGCUUUUGCAUUUUUCACCUGAAAAUACAAUAAUGCUUCCAUACUGAGUAUCUUGUCUUCUGCCUAGUUCAUCACAACAGAUGUAUUUUUUGGUAUGAACAGGUUCUGAAUGCAGUA